This is a messenger RNA of Nerophis lumbriciformis (worm pipefish), 1197 nucleotides long. The record is from RefSeq and is a predicted model, not a curated record. NCBI's taxonomy places the organism in Eukaryota, Metazoa, Chordata, Actinopteri, Syngnathiformes, Syngnathidae.
AUGCUGGACAAGUUCAAACCCGUGGCCCCACCGCAGAAGCAACCACUCGACUCGGUGGUCAUGGCGGUAAGCAAGACGUCGGCGUGGCUCUGCGAGCAGCUGGAGGCGCCGCGCCGUGAUUGCCUCCUGCUGCUCAUGGACUGCCGUGGCCAGGAGCCUUAUGAAUCGUCGCACGUCCAAGGUGCCAUCAGCGUGGCGCUGCCCGGCCUCAUGCUGCGCCGGUUGCGCAAGGGCAACCUACCCGUGCGGGCGCUGCUCGCCGACGGCCCUGACCGGGAGCGCUUCGCGCGGCGGUGCAAGAGCGCCACCAUCGUGCUCUACGACGAGUACAGCCGCGAGUGGAACGAGAAUGUGGACGGUGGCUCCGUGCUCGGGCUCCUGCUGCGCCGCAUGAAGGACGAGGGCUACAAGGCCUUCUACUUGGAGGGUGGCUUCAGCAAGUUCCAGGCUGAGUUCCCCAACCUGUGUGAGACCAACCUGGAUGGCUCUUCCGACAGCAGCCCCCCCUCCACGCAGGUCCUGGGUCUAGGUGGCCUGCGCAUUAGCUCGGACUCGUCGGACAUCGAAUCGGAUGUGGACCCGAGCAGCGCCACCGACUCCGACGGCAGCCCGCUGUCCAACCCACAGCCAUCUUUCCCUGUGGAGAUCCUGCCCCACUUGUACCUGGGCUGUGCAAAGGACUCUACCAACCUUGACGUACUGGAGGAGUACGGCAUCAAGUACAUCCUCAACGUCACGCCCAACCUUCCAAACCUCUUUGAGAACGCCGGAGAGUUCAAGUACAAGCAGAUUCCCAUCUCGGACCACUGGAGCCAGAACCUGUCGCAGUUCUUCCCUGAGGCCAUCAACUUCAUCGACGAGGCUCGGGGCCAACACCGUGGCGUGUUGGUGCACUGCCUGGCUGGCAUCAGCCGUUCAGUAACUGUGACAGUGGCCUACCUUAUGCAGAAGCUGCAGCUGUCCAUGAAUGAUGCCUACGAUAUCGUCAAGACCAAAAAAUCCAACAUCUCGCCCAACUUUAACUUCAUGGGCCAGCUGCUGGACUUUGAGCGUACGCUGGGCCUCAUGAGCCCGUGCGACAACCGGCUCACCGCCAGCACAGCCACCGUCGUGACGCCGCCCGGGAGCCAGCCCCUCUAUUUCACUACGCCCACCAAUCACAAUGUCUUUCAGCUGGACCCUUUAGAGUCCACGUGA